This is a messenger RNA of Herpailurus yagouaroundi (jaguarundi), 4088 nucleotides long. It is a transcript of the gene ICOSLG, whose product is annotated as inducible T cell costimulator ligand. The coding region runs from base 1156 to 2160 and encodes 334 amino acids. The record is from RefSeq and is a predicted model, not a curated record. Gene Ontology annotation, cellular component: external side of plasma membrane. Gene Ontology annotation, biological process: T cell receptor signaling pathway; regulation of cytokine production. Lineage: Eukaryota; Metazoa; Chordata; Mammalia; Carnivora; Felidae. The transcript has 7 exons. Gene Ontology annotation, molecular function: signaling receptor binding.
GCCCUCCGCUGCCAGUCGCUGCCAACCCAAGGGACAGCAAGGCCACCCGCGUCGUGUCCCCUUCCGGACCCGCUGGGUCUGAGCCGGUGCCCUUCCCCCAAGCGUGCCCGGCUGCGCGCAGAAUAUGGCCCUGGCGUUCUGGUUCCGGGAAUAGGAAGCGUCCUGAGACCUCUCUAGGAUUUGAUUCACGCCCACACCCUGCUCUCCGAGCCGCAUCUUACCUUUCCUGCGGGCCCCCAUCUCCCGCCCCCUUCAUGACGCCGCCACACGCCGAGUUCGGACGGCCCGGGCCCUCUCCGGACACGUGAAUGGAGCCCUGGCCUGGCCCCCUGGCCCUGGCUCCCCCGCUAAAACGGAGGGCGGCCCCGCUUGGCCUGGGGUACGCCCUCCACCCAAUUUCCCAGAGGCCCGGAAGGGGUGAAGCCCCAGAGCUUCGGGACUGCCGGCCCCGCCCCUGCGUGGCCGCGGGUCUCACCUGCAGGCUCCGCUCCUCCCCAGCCGCCCUCCCCGGCGGUCUGCCCCAGUCUCCCGGGCCCCGCUUCCUCCCUUGAUUCCCCGGGAAUGUUCACUUUCCCGGGACGGCCUGUCUGGUUUUAACAGUCGGUCCUUGGCGCUCACAAAGGACCUGGCCCGCGGUGGGUGUGCGCUACAUCUUUGGUGAACGGAGGACGGGCUGCUGGAGGUGGCUGGGCUCAGGGGACCCCUCCUCGUUGGCCCUCACCUCCAAAGGCCGGCCUCUGCCUCCCCAUCGGGGCGCGGACGUUCUGCGCGACACCGGGGGGCAGCACUUAGCCUCCCACAGCCCCGCCAGCCUCCCGCGGAGCCCUCGGCCGCCCUCCUCCCCGGGACCACGCACCACCCUCCCAACUCGGCGCCCAGCGGCUGGGGAGGGCUUAACUUUGUGGAGCCUGUGACUGAGCUUCCGUUUUUCCGAGCCCCGCCUGCGGCCAAGGGCGUGGGAGGGACUGGGCAGGGGGUGGGAACAGGGGCGAGGCCCCGGGCGGACGCUGGGGAAAGUCAGCUCUUGCGAUUCACUUAGCGCGCAGAGCGGCGGAGGCGCGCAGUGAGACCUGGGCUCCCGCGCUCCGACGGCUCCGGCAGCCCGAGGUCUUUCUCGCUCCGACGGCUCCGGCGGCCCGAGGUCCCGCCCCCACCAUGCGGCUGACAAGUGCUGGAAUGUUCCUGCUCCUGUUCAGCGCCCUGCAAGCCACAGAUGUUCAAGAGAAAGAAGUCAGGGCGCUGGUGGGCAGCGACGUGGAGCUCAGCUGCGUUUUCCCCGAAAGACACAGUUUUGAUUUAAAUGACCUUUAUGUGUACUGGCAAACCAGUGUCGUCGGCACACCGAAGACCGUGGUCACCUACUACCUCUCCGGGAACAGCUCCGCGGGCCACGAGGACAACCGCUACAGGGACAGGGCCCGGCUGUCGCUGGAGAGCAUGAAGCGGGGUGAUUUCUCUCUCCAUCUGCACAACAUCACCCCCCAGGACGAACAGAGGUUCAACUGCCUGGUGUUUAGGAAAUCCCUGGAGUUAGACAAGAUUCUGGAUGUCGUGGUGACGUUACACGUGGCAGAACCUGCCUCCCUCACCACCCAUCUCCCCCCUGCAGCCAACUACAGCAUGCCCGUGGUCAGGGCCCCAAGCGGCCCCUCCGAGAAUGAGGAGCUGACGUUCACGUGCACAUCCGUGAACGGCUACCCGAGGCCUAACGUGUACUGGAUCAACAGGACGGACAACAGCCUGCUGAACGAGACCUUGCAGAACAACACGGUCUCCUUGAAUGCACAGGGCUUGUACGACGUGGUCAGUGUCCUGACGAUCCGGUGGACCCCCGGCGUGAACGUCGGCUGCUGCAUAGAGAACGUGCUCUUGCACCAAAACCUGACGACGAUCAGCACUCAGGCAGAAACGGUCAUGGGAACGGAAUAUGGCAUCACCGAGAGCCAAGCCGAUGCCCCGAAGAAACAAGGGGCGGUCCUCAGCGCCCUCAUCGUGCUGGGCGUGGUCGUGGCCGUGGCCGUGGCUACAGGCUGGGUGUGCCGAAGCAGGUGCCCCCCACAGGAUCCACGCAGGAGCUGGGCUGCAAGGCCAGAGCAGACGUUCUCUUCGACCGUGUCUGAUGAGAACUCACCACCCGGAGCGUGGACAGGGUUUCUGUGAGAUCCCACCAGGAGGGACGGCGGAUGGCAGCUUGGGAAUUGACUCUGGCGGACCUGGUGGCCAAGAGGGGACCAUCUGCCCCCAUCGGUGCCAUUAACAAGGGGGCUUCACGGACACGGAGGCUCUCUGGCCUGGAAGGGACACGUAGGACCGUGCCUGAUCCCAGGGAGAAUGUUCCAGGUGCCGCCCGGAUCCUGGAACGAGGACCUCUCACAAGGGCCAGCAGCUCCAAACGCACAUGCCCCCAAGUGAGCGGGCUCCCCGCCUUUGCUGCCAAAUGCAGGAGGAAGGUGCCUCGUGAUGGCUCCUCCCCCCGCCCCAGCCCCCCGGAGCCCACGGAACCCUUCUCAAUCCCAAAAACGCGUGGGGGUUUGGGGGGAUGGGGGCUUUCUGAGACCAGAGGAAGGGCGGCUUCUUUAGGAAGGAGUGAGGCGAGCUGGGUCUCCUCCAGGACCUCUCCUGCUGGCUGGAGGUCACUCAGGGCUGUUGUGAGAGGCGCACGUGCGGGGCCCCCUCCCCUCCUGCACUCUGAGCUGCGUGUGCUUGUGUGUGUGUGUGAGUACGUGUGUCUGUGCAUGUGUGAGCGUGUCCAGAAUGCAGGAACCGGUCAACACCGGAAGGUCCCUGGGAGCUCCUUUUCCUCUGGGAUCUUCACCGGGGAGAAAACCUGACCUCGUUUGUUUUAGUCGAAAGCUGGAUGUCCCUCCUAAAAAGGCACAGUGGAGUUUUUUCAAGAAGACGAUGUGCUGCUGGGGCCGUCGUGACAGAAGCAGGGGAAAGAGCAGAACACAGACACUUGCUCAGGCAGGACUGGGGACCCGUGUUUCCAGUGGACACGGGCUUCACCGCGUGGCCAUCGAGGUCCUUCAACUUGGUGCCGUGACGUGCACGGAGGGGGCGCUUUCCCCGCAGAGUGGCAGCCGUUCAAAAUGUGGCACUAAUUCCAUGCCACCCUCCGCACCUGUCCCCCCCGGCUUCCCCCGGGACCUGCACGGCUGCCGUGGAGCCCACGAGGCCCAGCAGGGGACAGGAGAGGCGCGGUGGCCCAAGUCCACCCAGGGGUGUGCGGCCCAUGGCCUCGACCCUCGCCGCGUGGCUUCCAUGUUGUUGCCCCCACUGAAUCUAGCAGCUGACGUUUCUGGAAGGUUCUGCACAGCCGGCUGCCCACUAAUCCUGGUGUGCAUGCCCCCGGGAAAGGCGGUGUCCCGCCUGCGGUCAUUCGGCACUGGUGGCGGGCGUGAUGGCAAAAACAGGGACCAGGCUCAGUGGAAUGCUGAGCCCAAUCCGUUGCAAGAAGUGUUCUCUGUGUUUGUACCCAAAACUCCUUGCCUGGCUGUCACGGCGUGCCGCGGACUGCACCCAGACUUUACCCGGAAGCAUCAGGAGAGGCGUGUUCCCAAAGGGGGACGAGAAGGUCGCCGACUGGCAUCCGGAGCAAAAAGCAGAAGGACCAUUUGGGUGCAGGCAGGGGCUGUGGAGCCCGCCUAUGGCCUCGGGCAGGGGUGCCGGCACAGCCGCCCUCCCCGGGGCCCCCCGAGUCUAGGCUGAGGGUCCCGCACCUCCUGCAGCCCGCCCGUCCACAGCAGACCCUGGUCACUGGGCGCCCACCCAGACGGGACGGAACGGGGUCUGUUUCCAGCGCUCCCCUGUCCGAGCGGGCUUCUCCCUGGGGGGGGGGCAGCUGCCCAGACCCCCAGCCGCUCUCCCACCACUGCCUGUUUGUGGGUGUGCCUGGACCCGGGGCUCCCAAGGGAUGCCAGCAGGGCCCCCCCCACUCCCUCGGGCCUGGGAGGGUGCACAGUGACCCCUUGCCCUUCGGCCUGGACGUCACUGUCCACUCCUUACGCUGCACUGUGGACAGGCCGAAGGCCAGCGUUUUUACGUCUGUUUCUGGAAACCUGAUUUAUAAGAAUAACAAGAGGGAAAGU